Molecule: messenger RNA, 1003 nt
Organism: Exophiala viscosa
Lineage: Eukaryota; Fungi; Ascomycota; Eurotiomycetes; Chaetothyriales; Herpotrichiellaceae
Exons: 2
Coding region: 38-886 (282 amino acids)
Source: RefSeq, a predicted model, not a curated record
AAAACCUCAAAACCAAGCUCCCACACUCGCAUCCACUAUGCUGAACGGCGAUUUCGAAACGGGAUUUUCCAUCGAUGAAGGCUCUGAAGCCACCCUACGCAUACGUCAUGACGGCAACCCAAACAGGACUAAGAUCACCGCUCAAGAUCUUGGCAAUACCUCGUUCGCCGUGAAGCUCUCCCAUGUCCAAUACGGCACCUAUUCCGGCCAGGAAGCCGUCCUCCUACGAUUUAAUUUCGAAUUCACCUUUCAAGAUGGAGGUUUGAAACGAUUUCAGUCCGCUGCGAUUCGCCUAAAGCUAGAAGAGACGCAGGAUGCCAGCCUAUCCGACCCUUCUCCGAGAUUACCCAAAAAUGACCCAAAGAUUGUCGUCAUCGCCCCAGUACAAAUUUACGGCGAAGUCAAGAAAGAGUCGAGGACCAGAAGUUGGGAAUUGAGCGUGCCUAUACAGUAUAAUAAUCGAGGUGCUCAGGCUGGUUUGGAAGCUAGCUACACCUCAACCACACAAGUUGAAGUGGAUCACCGCAUGCAGAUCCAUGGAUCCACCACCAGUGACGACGAACAUGACGAUGAUAACAUCGCGGUCUGGCGCACCAUUGAAAAUAAGGCACAAGAGAGCGGCAUACUCCAUCAAUUUCCUGCCGCAGUUGUCGCGGUUCUGCCGGCGGAGCAUGAACGUCCAGUCAAGCUCACCGCUUUGGUCCAGCCUUCCAUAAUCUUCAGCCUCAAUCCAUUGCGUCUUGUGCAGAAGAAGGAUGACGCUGUCUUCCUGGACAGAAGAACGCCGAAAGGGAAGCCAUUCGGGCAUGGGUUGGACUUCGACAACCCCGCUUUUCCAUGGGGUGACGUGGUAAAUAUUCCAAAAGAAUAUCAUUUGACUUCGUAGUGUUACGAACCAAGCAUGCGGCCAUAUGACGACCGCAGGCAACCAGACCAGGAAGGAAGGAAAGCCGAGUCAGGCUCGGCGUCAUACUACAAGGCUAUGUCACGUGAUUGGGAUCAG